This is a messenger RNA of Toxorhynchites rutilus septentrionalis, 2357 nucleotides long. It is a transcript of the gene Gclm, whose product is annotated as glutamate--cysteine ligase regulatory subunit. Gene Ontology annotation, biological process: glutathione biosynthetic process. The transcript has 3 exons. Gene Ontology annotation, cellular component: glutamate-cysteine ligase complex. Bases 539 to 1366 code for a protein of 275 amino acids. Gene Ontology annotation, molecular function: enzyme regulator activity; glutamate-cysteine ligase catalytic subunit binding. The record is from RefSeq and is a predicted model, not a curated record. NCBI's taxonomy places the organism in Eukaryota, Metazoa, Arthropoda, Insecta, Diptera, Culicidae.
UUACUAUCGCUGAUAAAAGUUAUUUUGUCUACAGACACCAGACACCGUUCUAGUAGUAAGGAAGCUACAGCUAACUCACUAGUAACCAUACGAUUUGCUGGUUUAGUAUUUGAGACGCUGUUCGAUGAACCGGUUCACACCGUUCGAUCAUUCCAACAUAGCAAGCUUUACAUAAAACAUAUAGCCUUUCCGUCUGCUGUCUGUCGUUCGCCGUGAUUGAUAUUGAAUUUGAAGUCGGAAAAGUGUCAUAGCAUAGAAGCUGACAAGAGAUAAUUUCUUGCGUCAACACAGUGGUGGACGUCUGAUUAUUAGCAAACAUCCCAUCCCCGUUCGUUGUAUCUAUUACAUGAAGUGAGUGAUAUAUUUAUUCGAUUCGUGAAAAGAAACCUUAUCUCUCAAGGUUAACACCGUGGGCUGUGAAGUGGAAUCACUUUUUGUGUAUCGUAGUUGAAUCGUGUGCUUAACUUGGAUUGGUGCUGAGGUCAUUCAUUAUCUCCUACAAACGAUAACUAGUGUGUAAUAUCAAGACAAUCGAAAAAUGCUGUCUCAUUUGCUUAAGGAGAAUGUCAAUGUAAUUGUCAGCACCGGAAAUGUGCUGAACGUAAGCGACCUCCGGAAGAAAGCUGGCCAGAAACCAACAGAUGAGCUAACAGAUUGUUUACGGGCAACUUUCGUGGAGGCGGAGGUCGUUGAGGUAUCCGAUGAGCAGGUCCGUCUGGUGACACGUAAGAACAACGACCUGUUGACGAAGGUAAAGGAGCACCAGCGAACCGACAUUAAGAUCGGGGCAAAGAUUUUUCUCAAUCAAUAUUCGGAAACAUGUCUCUCGGAGGCGGUUGAGAGGCUGUUCGAUACGUUGAAUGUCUCAUAUUUGGACAAUUUGAUUUUGGCCUAUCAUCCUCGGAGCAUUGAUAGUUCGGCCGGCGGGGAAACUAAUGGAGAGGUGAAGGAAGGCGUAAUAGAGUGGGCCACUGGCAGUGAAAGUGCGGUUAGCAAUCUGAAGAAGCUGUGGAGUUCACUGGAGAGAUAUGCGGUGGAUAAAAAAAUUGGCCAGCUCGGUAUUGCCGACUUAGAUGUGAAUUCAUUGCGUGAGCUGUUCGAGGCAGCAACCGUGCAUCCAACGAUAGCGCAGAUCAAUCUGGCGGCUUGCUGUGUGGUGCCACCGCAGCUACAGGAUUACUGCGGACAGCAUGACAUUCAACUUCUGACCCAUAGCGAUCCACAAGAACUCCUCCCGCGGACAGUUCUAAAUGAGCUUGAACUGAGUUCGUAUCAGGCCGGCUGGAUAACACGCUAUCAGGUGCACAUCAAAUGCCGCGGAGUGCUUGCUGCGAAAGGUUUCAUUGUUAAACUGAUCCGCAAUUAGACACCAUUCGUUGUCAGUCCCUAGCCGAGGAAGCAAGUCAAUGUUCAUCGACGUGUCAACCAACCAGCUUAGUAUAUUAUGCGAACCGCACGAUAAUUCCUUUAUGAGAAUGCGAUUCUGACAAAGGCGAACAAACCAACGAAGAGUGACAGUUACAAAUUUAUUUUUAUGUUAAAGAAUAACCGCGCACCAAGCACGCUUUCCAUGAAAAUCCCCUUUAUUCCGCACGGCGAAUGACAUAAAAUAACUCAAGUCACAGUAUUCCCGAAGGCGAACGGCGUGAUUAUAGUUUGCCAUUAGAUGAGAUUGGAAGUCGUGUCCUCAGAGGUUGUCGACGUCACUCGCGGUGCAGAAUAAACGGAAAUAUGUUUAGUGCAAAGUAGAUGUUUGUGGUCAACGAUUUCGUGAAUCACCGCCUCUGUCGACAUGCUUGAACGGUUGUUUGUGUCUGCGCUACAACUGCUGAAUGUCGACUGGUGGUUUGCUUCUUCGCUAAUCGAAUGCAAGUUGUUAGUGGUGAUGGAAUCGAAUACGUCUUUAAGAAGUAUCCGUCAGAACUGUAUUUAAUACAAGUAAAUGUAGAAAUUAUGUUAUGUAGGCAUUAUAUACGAAAAUACAAUCAGCAUAUACUGUAGACGGCAAGCGAAUAAUUAUCGAUAUGAUACAAAUUUUGCGUGUAUGUUGGAAGUACUUCAUGUUAGAUACUGUAUAGGAAUGUGGUCAGUCCGGCGGAGAAGGUAUCCUGUUGGAUUCAGUCGAGUAGCUCUAUUUUUUUUCUAAAACAUAUUAUAUUAGUACUUAAGACCAUCAUAGGCAUUUCUUUCUGUUCACGCUACAGUAACUGCGAACAAUUAGCAUAGUUUGUUAAUUAGUUUUAUUCCAAACACUUCGAUCGCAAAGACUAUUUUUGAUAACGAUUUUUCACAUCAUUUUGAGACGAAAUAAAACAUGAAAUGAGGAAACUAUAAAGGGAGAGAGGUAGAAUCUAGAA